UCACCGUGCUUGGAGCUUUGCUGCCCAGUCUCUGGACUCGUUCACCAUCAGUCUCUUCCCACAAGAGAAUGUACAAAAUGAGGCCGAGGUUUCUCUGCAACAGUUUGCCUGCAGGUUUGAUGUUGGGUUUCUUUGUUUUCCUGCUUCGACCAGUUUCCACACAGAAAAACAGAAAUCGAAUGUAUUUCUUGGAUAAUGGAGACAACAUUGUGUUAAACGGACCGGACAAUGCUGAGAAAGACACUGUUGUUGCCUGGGAAUGGAAACCGCACUCAGGGAAGGAAAUCGGAAAAUUGACGACUUUUAGAAGAACGGGGAACUCUUGGAUCAAAGAGAAGACCGCUGGCAACUUGUACCCGGAGAUGAAAGUGAAUACCAGUACCCUUGCUCUAACAAUUGAUAAACCCACAUUUAAAUUGGCGGGAAUUUUCACUUUGACUCAAACAGAACCGAGAAAGCAAAUCCUGAAACAAUAUGAAAUAUUUGGGAUGAAAGUUGAGGCAAGUCCACGGAGGGCUCAGUUGGGCAGUGACGUUACACUCAGCUGCACCAUCUCCAGACUCUCAGAUACAGUCAGUCUUCACUGGAGACCCAUGGACUCAUCCCAGCAGAACAGGAGCAACAGUGAUCAGAUCCGCCUGGAUAACACGGUCUAUCUGAUGGUUCAACACGUUACAGUGAAGGAUGGGAAGCUGUAUGUGUGUGAAGUGCGGGAAAACGGAAACAUUCUUCACACAAGUAACGGAGAUUUUACUGUAAACACCAAUUUACAUGAUGGGAGAUACACACUUUACCGCUCCAGCACCGGUCACAGUGAACUUCACCUGGUUUGUUCUGGGAGUUAUGGUCGUGGCUAUUCCCGUGCUAAGUGGACCUGGUCACCUCAUCACCUUGAACCGCAGAAAGUAAUAGCAUCUGCAGACCGUUCUCAGCCCAUCAUCAUCAAUGUCAAUGGGACCAACUUCGUGAAUCGACUGGUGACCUCAGGGAAACUCUUCGAUGGCAAGGAUUUCAAUGUGAGGAUUGUCCCCGUUGUGUUUCAAGAUGCCGGAGUUUACGCCUGUUAUCUGGAACAAAAUCUGUUUCUCACCAUUGAUCUAAUCACAGUGAAAGAUACUGCUCAAACGGCUGAAUAUUUCUAA
Messenger RNA from Amblyraja radiata (thorny skate), 1142 nucleotides. RefSeq lists its product as uncharacterized. The transcript has 6 exons. Lineage: Eukaryota; Metazoa; Chordata; Chondrichthyes; Rajiformes; Rajidae. The record is from RefSeq and is a predicted model, not a curated record. Bases 69 to 1142 code for a protein of 357 amino acids.